This is a messenger RNA of Actinia tenebrosa (Australian red waratah sea anemone), 741 nucleotides long. RefSeq lists its product as uncharacterized. Gene Ontology annotation, molecular function: cytidine deaminase activity; zinc ion binding. The record is from RefSeq and is a predicted model, not a curated record. Gene Ontology annotation, cellular component: cytosol. Lineage: Eukaryota; Metazoa; Cnidaria; Anthozoa; Actiniaria; Actiniidae.
UGCGUCGGUGUUUCUAAUGAAACAGCUGAUGUGGUUUAACUAAAACAAUACCGGUCAUGUGACUAUAUAACUUGGUAACGAUUGAUGUGUGACGUGUACACGUGGAUAUUACGAUAUUUAGAAAUAUCCAAGUGGAAUUGGUUGUAAAUCUGUUAUGGCUGCGAUAAAAAAUCAAACCGUUCCUCAAAACGGGUUAGUGUCAGACCCCGAAGUUUUAAAGCUUAUUCGAGAGUGUACAAAAGCGAAAGAGUUCGCUUACUCGCCGUACAGCAAGUUUCGUGUUGGAGCAGCACUGCUCACCCACGACGACCUUAUUUUCAAUGGCUGCAACGUCGAAAAUGCUAGCCAUGGAUUGAGCAUUUGUGCUGAGAGAACGGCAAUCGUCAAGGCUGUAAGCUGUGGUUCUACCAAAUUCAAGGCAAUCGCUGUUACUACAGAUAUGAAAGAAUAUGUGACGCCUUGUGGAGCAUGUCGACAGUUCAUUGCUGAAUUCGGCUUGGAUAUUGUUGUUUACCUUGUAUCAAAGGAUUCYACCUAUCAUACUACGACUGCUGGAGACCUACUUCCACUAGCUUUUACCCCUCAGAAUCUCGAAAGGCAUGCAAUGCAAACUUCUAAAAAUAAUUCUUAAACURAUCUCUCUAGAUCUUACAAAUAUUGUGAGAUAACUGGGUUUACACACGAUGGGUUGUAACACUAGUCUACUGCUUUGAGGUUUUGAUAUAAAUAUUGGUUAAUUAA